Molecule: messenger RNA, 2397 nt
Organism: Anarrhichthys ocellatus (wolf-eel)
Lineage: Eukaryota; Metazoa; Chordata; Actinopteri; Perciformes; Anarhichadidae
Gene: ddc
Product: dopa decarboxylase
Exons: 14
Coding region: 96-1535 (479 amino acids)
Biological process (GO): serotonin biosynthetic process; carboxylic acid metabolic process; catecholamine metabolic process
Cellular component (GO): cytoplasm
Molecular function (GO): aromatic-L-amino-acid decarboxylase activity; pyridoxal phosphate binding
Source: RefSeq, a predicted model, not a curated record
CACACUCACCACGUGCCUGUCUCUCUGUCCGUUUAUUUAACGCUAAACAAGCGGAAAAGAUCCACCAUCCGAAGCUCUCACUUUAAAUUGGUACCAUGGAUGCAGCAGAGUUUCGGCGCAGAGGGAAGGAGAUGGUGGACUAUGUGGCCGACUACCUGGAGAACAUCGAACAGCGUCCGGUCUACCCAGAUGUGGAACCGGGGUACCUUCGUUCCUUGAUCCCCACUGAGGCCCCACUGGAGCCUGAAAAUUAUGAUGACAUUAUCAAAGAUGUGGAGAGGGUCAUAAUGCCAGGGGUCACCCACUGGCACAGUCCAAACUUCUUUGCCUACUUUCCAGCUGCUAGCUCUUACCCUGCCAUGCUGGCCGACAUGCUAUGUGGAGCCAUUGGAUGUAUUGGAUUCUCCUGGGCUGCCAGCCCAGCCUGUACAGAGUUGGAGACGGUGAUGUUAGAUUGGCUGGGGAAGAUGCUGAAGCUGCCUGAGCAUUUUAUAGCCGGGACUCAUGGCCACGGAGGAGGUGUCAUCCAGAGCACAGCCAGUGAGGCAACCCUGAUGUCCUUGCUCGCUGCCCGCUGUAAAGCAGUCAGAUGGGUUCAGGCCACCAACCCUGAAAUAUCAGAGGCUGAAAUCAUGUCCAAACUGGUGGGGUACACCUCUGAUCAAGCUCAUUCCUCAGUGGAGCGUGCUUCUCUGAUUGGAGGAAUAAUGAUGAGAAAGGUUCCCACAGAUAACGCCUAUGCUGCCGGAGGGCGCAUGCUCAAGAAGAUGGUGGAGGAGGACAAAGCGGCUGGACUCAUCCCUUUCUACUUCUGUGCGACCCUUGGCACCACAUCAUCCUGUGCUUUUGAUCACAUUAUCGAGCUGGGGCCCAUAUGUAAUGAGGAAAAUAUGUGGAUGCACAUUGAUGCAGCAUAUGCAGGGAGUGCAUUCAUCUGUCCUGAAUUUAGGCCUUUGCUGAAUGGCAUUGAGUUUGCAGACUCUUUCAACUUCAAUGCCCACAAAUGGCUUUUAAUCAACUUUGACUGCUCUACAAUGUGGGUGAAGAAGAGAGAGGACAUCAUUGGAGCCUUCAAGAUGGAACCACUCUACCUGAAACAUGACAACCAGGAGUCAGGGCUGGUCACAGAUUAUAGGCAUUGGCAGAUUCCACUUGGAAGAAGAUUUCGCUCACUAAAGAUGUGGUUUGUCUUCCGUAUGUAUGGGCUUCAUGGCCUGCAGGCUCAUAUACGAAAGCACGUGCUCCUGGCCAAAGAAUUUGAGAGUCUUGUGCGAGCAGACAAGAGGUUCGACAUCUGUGCCGAGGUUGUCAUGGGACUGGUUUGCUUCAGGCUCAAGGGCUCCAAUGAGUUGAACCAGCUCUUGCUAAAAAGGAUCACCAGCAGCAGAGAGAUCCACCUGGUGCCUUGCCAGCUCUCUGGCCUCUUUGUCAUCCGCCUUGCCAUCUGCUCGCGCAGCACUGACUCAUGUCACAUCCAACAUGCAUGGCGGCACAUCACGCAGCUGUCCUGUGAGCUUUUGCAAGAUAAUCAUUGACCAAAAGGCUGGAAAGGGGCAUGUGAAAAUAAUCUGUUACAAAACGUAUCAAUAAAAACACAAAUGUGUAUGAAAUGAAAGAAUGCAGGUUCCAGAUAUUACAUUUUCUAUCUGCAACUUCUCCCUCCAUUGACUUUGCUCUUAUCCCUCACUUUUUAAUGAUUAUGUUAUUGUCCUCAUUGUAAUGCAAUCACCCCGCUGUGGAGCUGUCUUUUCUGUCUUUCUGUCUUUUCUGUCUUUUCUGUGUCUUCUGCGAAAAAAAACAUGGGUUGGUUUGUGGUGAAUUUGUUGCACUUUGUGUUUGUGUGCGUGUGUGUAAAUUAAUGUAUGAGUCAAUGGGUGUCUGUAAUAGUCUCUGGGUGGUCAUACAGAAACAGCUUUUAUAUGUCUAUGUUUCUUGAUAUGCUUAAAUAAAGGAUUAUAAAUAAAUACAUUUAUUUAUUAUUAAUAUAUGACUUCAUUAGCUAAAUUUGUUGUUUUUUCAUAUAUAAUGGCAGGCAAGGACCUAUCAUGUUUUUGGAUAAAGAAUUCCUAUACAUUCAUUUAGUGUUUUAUGCACUGAAGUUUCCCAAAACUGUACAAGACAAUCGUUCUUUCACAGUCUUAACAUAAUCACCCUAUAGUUAUGUUUCUGUGUUCAGACAGAAAUAAAUUAUUGAAUAGAGUUAAAAAGAAUAGAGUUUGAAAUCUAAGUUGUGUAAGUGGUUCAUAUAUUUGAUAUUCUUUGACUGCACACUAACAUAUAUGUGGUUGCUAUAAGAUCAUUCCAUUACAGCAGUACAAGGAAUCUCGGACCUUCACACCCCCUACAUCAGUCUCUCAUCAUCUAUCCAUCCAUCCAUUUUCUAUCCAUCCAUCCAUU